AAAGCCAAUCACAGGACAAGAAGAGCAUCAUCCAGGACAGCCUGCUGAUUUCUCUCUGUUUACUCAACAAGUGUUAGUAUGUCCAAAGCAGGAGAGAGGACGUCGUCUACAACUUCUGCUGACUCAGCCUCAUCAGAAAGCAAAAAUGUCGCCAGUAAAUCUGGCUCGGCCUCAACCUCCCCGUCAGGCUCCGUGUCUGAAACGACGAAGAAAUCCUCCAAGAAGUCCAAGAAAAACACGGAGAGCAUGAACAAAGUCUACACCUCUGUGCUGGAAAGUGUUUUUGGAGCCGAAAGAGAAUUGGCUCAAGCUGAAAUAGACGAGCUGCAGGAAGCCUUUAAAGAGUUCGACUACGACCAGGACGGCUACCUGAACUACAAAGACGUGGCUGAAUGCAUGAGAACGAUGGGAUACAUGCCCACCGAGAUGGAGCUGCUGGAGAUCGUUCAGCAGAUCAAGAUGAGAAUGGGCGGAUUGAUGGACUUUGAUGAUUUCAUCGAGCUGAUGGGACCCCGGAUGAUGGGAGAGACCACUAACAUGCUGGGACUCAAAGAGCUCCAGUCAGCAUUUUUACAGUUUGAUUUGGACGGAGACGGAAAGAUCAACCAGGAAGAGAUGAAGGAGGCUCUGAAGACGUUGCUGGGGGAGAAGCUGAAGAAGGGGGAGUUGGAGGAGAUCUUAAAGGAGCUGGACAUUAACGCAGACGGCAACAUCGACUUUGAAGAGUUUGUGAUGAUGCUCUCUAUUCACUGACCACUGGAAAUAACUGAACGGACGAAUUCAAUACAAUUUGGAUCAAAUGAACACAUUUAAACAUGUUUAUGAUAGUGAUAAACUACCGAGCAUUGUUUUAUAAUGAACUGUAAGAAAAAGCCUUCAAAUGUUGAGUUUUUUGUGUUAUUUUAGUAAAAUAAUGAGCUUUUUUGUUCUGGUGUUUUGUGUAAAUAAAACAGAAAUGCUUUGCUAUUUUAAUAAAGAAAUUAAAAACCUG
Messenger RNA from Austrofundulus limnaeus, 991 nucleotides. Its product is annotated as calcium-binding protein 2. Bases 79 to 753 code for a protein of 224 amino acids. Gene Ontology annotation, molecular function: calcium channel regulator activity; calcium ion binding. The transcript has 8 exons. Lineage: Eukaryota; Metazoa; Chordata; Actinopteri; Cyprinodontiformes; Rivulidae. Gene Ontology annotation, cellular component: cytoplasm. The record is from RefSeq and is a predicted model, not a curated record.